Messenger RNA from Phyllopteryx taeniolatus (common seadragon), 5092 nucleotides. RefSeq names its product ATCAY kinesin light chain interacting caytaxin a (gene atcaya). The record is from RefSeq and is a predicted model, not a curated record. NCBI's taxonomy places the organism in Eukaryota, Metazoa, Chordata, Actinopteri, Syngnathiformes, Syngnathidae. The transcript is spliced from 12 exons. Gene Ontology annotation, cellular component: cytoplasm. Bases 615 to 1865 code for a protein of 416 amino acids. Gene Ontology annotation, biological process: apoptotic process.
UGUUGCCAUGGAACACUAGUGAAACCACGAACCACAGAAAACAGCAGCAGGCUUAUUACAGAGAUCAGUGCAUCAUUUACCCAAAUUGCUGUUGCUUAAAAAAGAUGCUCCCAUGGAAGCAUCUAGAUAUGCUCAAUAAAAGCAGGGUUUGGAAAAAGGAAUAUUUGGAGCCAGUAUUGAGAAAGGUGACAAGAUCAUGAUGCCACAGCCGACGCUCUCUGAGUGAAGAAAUUUGGUGCACACAUCAGGGCUCAGAGGCACCCUGUCGACUUGCUCUGCACGGCCAGGCUUUUCCCAACAAAGGUGGACAGCGGCAAAAGAAAGAAGAUGAGAAGGGGGUGGGGGGGGUCCAGCACAGAGGUGCCCCCUGUCCUCAAGCACCUGCUGCUGGCUAGCGUCUGACAUUGAGGACACUGUCUGUGUGUCUGCACAUGAGUGUAUGUGCAUGUGAAGUAGGAGAAGAGAAGACAUAUGCAUUUGUGUCAGUUUGGAGGAUCAGCACAAAUUUUUGCUGAGGAGGAAGGAAGGACAUACACACACACGGACGGACGGAUCAUCUGAAGAAUUCAUAGGAGAUCUCCAACAUCUCAUGCCCCUGCUCCCCUUGCGGAGGGAUGGGCACCACAAAAGCUACUCUAAGAAUGGAGAACAUGGAAGUGAAAGACGAGUGGCAGGAUGAAGACUUCCCAAGACUUCUACCUGAGUACGGAGACAUGGACUCCUCUUGUGGCCUCACAGACAACAGAGCCUCUCCACCCAACUCCCUGAAUAUGAGCUCACCUGGAGGAGGCGCAGGCGUGUCAUCCUCGCACCGUACAAGGCGUACAUUGGUUGCCCCCGAGAUGAACCUGUCCCUAGAUAAAAGCGAGGGAUCUCUGCUGUCAGAUGACUUCCUGGACACACCUGAUGACCUGGACAUCAAUGUGGAUGACAUUGACACGCCAGAUGAGACAGACUCGUUGGAGUUCAUCACCAAUGGCAAUGACCUGGAGUGGGAAGAUGACACCCCAGUGGCCUCGGCCAAAGCAGGUACAACUGGUGGUUCGGGAGACUUGGAUGAGGAAGGAAAUGCCAACAAUGGACGCCUCUGGAGGUCAGUGAUCAUUGGAGAACAGGAGCACAGGAUUGACAUGCAGAUUAUCCGACCGUACCAGAGAGUCAUCACCCAUGGGGGAUAUUUUGGGGAAGGCCUGAAUGCCAUCAUUGUUUUCUCUGCAUGCUACCUGCCUGACAGCAGCAUCCCAGAAUACCACUACAUCAUGGAAAACCUUUUCCUGUAUGUGGUAAGCAGUCUUGAGAUGCUCGUAGCUGAAGACUACCUGAUCAUCUACAUGAAUGGAGCCACUCCCAGGAGUAAGAUGCCUGGAAUUAGCUGGCUAAAGAAAUGCUACCAGAUGAUUGACAGAAGGUUGAGAAAGAAUUUGAAGUCUCUGGUCAUUGCUCAUCCUUCUUGGUUCAUUCGCACUAUACUGGCUAUAUCCAGGCCCUUUAUCAGUGUGAAAUUCAUGAAUAAGAUCCAGUAUGUUCAGAGCCUAGAUGAACUGGCCCUAAUGGUCCCCAUGGAGCACGUGCAUGUGCCGGAAUGUGUUAUGCAGUUUGAUGAGGAGCGGAUUAAAGCUCGCAGAGAAAGGAUGGAGCAACAGCAGAGGCAGCAACAGUCAGGCCCACAGGAACCGGUUAACAAAAAAUCUGAGAGCUGGGAUAGGCUCCAGCACGGCCGCGACCCUCGUGAGGAGAAGCGGUACAGAAAAGGGAUGGAUGGAUGGAUGAUUGCCGUUGUUGCAACUUUUAACCAUCUCAAAAAAUCCUCACUGCAUUAUCCUCUUUCCAGGCCAAAGUCAGUGUCUGUAGAGCAAGGAAUAUGAAAAGGGGAGAACUCUCUGAAUCAAGGUAAUAUGACCUGUUGUUGUAUAAUGUUACCGUACUUUUAUGAACAUCGAAGUUGUCCCGUGCUUUGGAGUAGACACAGAAGAGCCUCCUGCAUCGCAUCAACUCAAUGGCAACUUCAUUUGGUACAGGUGGUACGAUGUGCUCAAAACCAUAUUGAAACAAAUAUAAUAAUACUCCAUUUUGUUUAAAACAACUAGAGUGUUAUUAAUUUACCAGGAUUUUUAACGUUGUGCUAUGAGGUUUUUCUAAUAUUUUGGUUACAUUUCACUACAUGAGGGGCCAAAUAUUAUAUGUAUGGCCCAAUGAAGUUCAACACCAUUGCAAACAAACAAUAUGAAUACAUAUAUUCUCAUUCAUAUUAGAUCGUGCAUGCAUGUCUGUCAUGUUUACCCUGAUGCUGAGGCAACAAAUUAUUUAUAUCACAAUAAGCAUUUUUGACUUGAAGUUCAACUAUAUCACUGGGCCAUCACAACAAAAGAUUAUAACCAAUAUAAAAAUAGAGCUUAAAUAAAAUAGUUUUCCCAUUAAUGAGUGCACCAAAUUAUUAUUUUUUUGUCUCUCUCUUUAAUUCACUCACAGAGGUUUUUCUUAGGAUGUUUGAAAUGUGUUUUGCGUUGGGGCCUUGAAGGUUGUGUUGAUGAAGUUCUGUUUUUUUUGUUCCCUUAUAUGCUGAGCUUUAUAACACGAUUACUGUAUACACAAUUACACAUGCAUAUAAGGGCCUGUUAAUUUUGAUGCAUUUAUGUAAUAGCGUAAUGUAUAUGAAAAACCUAUAAUUGCAUGUAUAGACUUUAUAUAAGUCAAAACUACAUAUAGAGAGCAAGUAGUAGGACUUACAUGUAAACUGUGCCAAAGUAUGAAAUUUAUUGCCUCUUCUUUCAUUCUAUUUUUUUCUCUUUUUCUCUCUUUCUUUCUUUCUUUCUUUCGAUCAGAAUUUCUUGCUUUUUAUUCUUUUUUCAUUCCUUUUUCAUUCUUUCUCUCAUUUUAUGUCUUUUCUGUUUAUAUGUUCAAAUAAAGAAAGCCCUCUAUCACUCUUCUUUUGCUGCAGUGUGCCACGUGGAGCAGGAAUCUCUUUAUUGAAGCUUCAAAGAGGCAGCAAUCCAACCAGUCUACAUGUGCUUCUUUAUUUGCUCAUCAUUUUUUGAUCACAGUACAAUGGCAAAUGCAACAUCUCAUCUUUUAGUCCUUUUUAACGAGAGGGGUACGUUUGCAAAGGAGCUUGCCGUUCCCUUGAACUCUAUUGGCCAACUUUUGCACUUUAAUGUUGGGAACACCUCACACUGAACAUUUGCCCUACAUGAUUCACUGGACGACGGACAACUAAAGGAUUUUGCUCUUCUUUUGAUAAAACUCCUAAAAUGAAGGAAGUGAGGGUAUUGUUCACAGGCGCGACCAGAAAGUGGUGUAAGUAAAAACAGUUUGGUGCAAGAGAUAGAUCUAUAUAUAAAGUGUUGUAGAUGUAAAUACUGCAAUACAAUGUCUUUGAUUUUGCGCCAUGCUGUUAUAUCAUAUAAAGCCUUUUCAAGCUUUCUCCUUUGCGGACCUGAGAAUCAAAGAGUGUACAUAUGCACUGACAAAACCAUUCUCUGACCUCCAUCUGUACUUUACCACCUUACCAUGUGCCUCUCUCUUCUUGAAUGUAAAAUGCAGAAAUAUGACAACUAUUUGCCCACGCACCUGCUCAUAUCGGUUUAUGUACUCUAUUCGCUAGUUCCUUUUUGUUAUCAUUUACCACCCCUUUGGCCGAGAGCUACAAAUAACUCCAUAGAAUAACACUCGGACAAACCAAGGCCGAACAAUCUCUUUGCAUAAUCCUGCUAAAAUGCAAAUGAACAUCACUGGAAAGGAAACAUAAGCUCCCUGGUGGAGGUAAUGAAUGCAGCUGUUUUAAACCCUUCUCUUCACUUUCUCAGUGUAAGUAAAUCACUCAUGUCAAUACAUGCUACUACAACCACCUUGUACAGUAUGUUCCAAAACGGAGAUAACUCUGGAUAUCGAAAUCAUGAAUGAAUCAAUGCUUGCCGACUUCUUUAUCGCAUGUUUAUGAUCAUACAAAUAUAUUUCAUCUAAAAUAGAUUAAUAGUUUAUGUAUCACUAGGUUUUGCUCAUUUUUAAAAAAUUGUACUUUACAUAAUUUUUACACCACUCUUCAAUGCACGUCCAAGUAUUGUACACAUUUUAUUUUUAUAAAUGCACACUAAAACAAUAUAAAUGAGUUUUGUCAGUUCGACGCGAAAAAAUACAUUGUUAUACUUUUCCAACAUACUGUGUCUUUAACUAGCGAAGUACAAUUGUGUGAAACAGGCUGACAUAAAAAUGUCAUUUUUUUUUGGGUGUAAUUGUUAUUUCAGAUUGUGAUGGAAAUUGGUGUCUAAAGCUUCAUCAGUAUAGUACCUGAUGAUAUUGUCGUAUUCAAGAAGUUUAACCCUUUCUGAAAUAUCACAUUUUAUGGAGGGACUGUUUUUUUCUGCUCUCUCUCUCGUCUUCCACUGGUGAGACUUUUUUUGUAGCAGGACAGAACAGAGCAAAAUAAUAUUUUUCUAUUAAAUCUGCAUCAUUGUAUUGCUUUCAAACAUUUGGAAUUGUAUGACUUGUUUAGCAUCGGGAGUUAUUGAUGGCCUCCAAGUGUAUUUUGUUAAAUUAGUAAGCGCUUACUGCGAUUGGCUGGCGACCAGUUCAGCGUGUACCCCGCCUCUCGCCCGAAGUCAGCUGGGAUAGGUGCCAGCACACCGUGACCCUAGGAAGGAUAAGCGGUUAAGAGAAUGGAUGGAUGGAUAGUAAGAACUUAUGCAUAAGAAGAGAGGCCAUGGAAUUUGAAGAAAUAUUACAAAAGUCAUUUGUUACUUUAUUAAUUCAAUAUUUUGGGACUCUUCACCAUCAAACUUGAGAGAAAUGUUUUAUCAAGCCUGAUGUGAUUUUGUUGAGCGCCUCAUGUUGAAGUCAUUGAGAAAUAUGACAGUCAUAUAGACUUGUUAUUAAAUGUAGCCAAACCCUGUCCUAUCUCUAUGCUGUGUAGACAAAUGUGAACUCACUUGAACUUUCCAAAAUGAUUUUCCUUUUGACCCUAAAAGCACAAUGUAGUCACACAGACGCCAGCUAUUUUUGCUCUUUAGAUUCCUACACAACGAGUUGUUUUGCGUAGUUUGAGGAUUACAUCUGCAUUGUGAAUAGAACUGAAUAAAUAGUCCAUCCUCAAAAUCAA